ACAGGAGCAACAUCUGAGCCCCAAACCACCACCCCCUCUUUCUCGGCCACAUUUGAGCCUCACACCCCCCUCUCAUCCCCUGGACAUACACACUCAGAUUCACAGCUGAGUGGGAGUGGAAUUUAUGCGUCUUGUACAGAUUUUGCAGGCUUCUCUGUGUUUGUGAAUGACUGGGUCGGACUGUGUGUGAGUGUGUGUGUGUGUGCGCGUGAGUAUGUUUGUGUGGGGGUAUUGAAGUGGGUCGUACAGGACAACUGGAGGAGCGAAAGCCAAACCUAGCAGAGGAGAGAUGAUCCAAGCGUGCACACCUCAGCACCCAGCAUGAUGCUUUCUCUGCAUCCGCCUCCAGUUCAAGCACAAAGCAUCUCAAGGAACAACAGGAUGGGAGGCGACUGAGGCAGCUUCUGCAUAGCAUCACUCCACUCCGCCAGCUGUCCAUCAUGCAAGGCUUGGGGCUUUUUCAAGGACCUGCGAGGGAUUUUUAGAUCUUUUUAGUUGGUUUUUUUUUACAUUGUUAUAUCCUUGCCCCUUCCAGUCGAUACCUGUGUGCUUCAGGUUCGAGCAGACUUCAGAGGACCAGCGGUGUGGGGAGAAUGCAGGACCAUGGAGGAGAGAGACAAGUCGCCGGCAGUCUGCCGCACAGCGUUAAGGCCAGCCUGUCCCUUUCUCCAACUGGGCCAGGACGGGUGGGCAGCGGUGGUGGCUCUCCCACGUCCAAAACGGCCCCCUGCAGUGGAGGGGUGCCCGUGGAGGACAUGCAAGCCCUGGCCAUCACCUCACUCUCUGCAGCCGAUGUAGCCAAACAGUUUGAGCACAUCCGCGAGCUGGGCAAGGGCACCUAUGGCAAAGUGGACCUGGUGGGUCACAGAACGCAGGGUACCAAGAUGGCGCUGAAAUUUGUCACCAAAAACAAGACAAAGCUGAAGAGUUUCCUGCGGGAAUUCAGUCUAACGGGCUCACUUAGUUCCAGUCCGUUUAUCAUCAAAGUCCUGGACGUGCUUUUCGAGACGGAGGACAGCUAUGUAUUUGGACAAGAGUAUGCCCCCGCUGGGGACCUUUUCGACAUCAUUCCCCCACAGGUGGGCCUGCCAGAGGAAAUGGUGAAACGCUGCAUGCAACAACUUGGUUUGGCCCUGGAUUUCAUGCACAGUAAAAACUUGGUGCACCGCGACGUCAAGCCAGAAAACGUUCUGCUGUUCGACCGUGAGUGUCGCCGCAUCAAGCUGGCCGACUUCGGCAUGACCCGCCGAGUGGGCUCCCGCGUGAAAAGGGUGAGCGGCACCAUUCCCUACACGGCGCCCGAGGUGUGCCGCGCCAGCCGCACCGAGGGCUUCCUGGUGACCACCAGUCUAGACGUGUGGGCUUUCGGCGUGCUGGUCUUCUGUAUGCUGACGGGCAACUUCCCCUGGGAGGCGGCGCUCCCGGCCGACACGUUCUAUGAGGAGUUCAGGCGCUGGCAGAAAGCGGGGUGCCCGGUGGGGACGUACCCGUCGCAGUGGCGCCGCUUCACCGACGACGCCCUGCGCAUGUUCCAGAGGCUCCUCGCUGCCGAGCCAGAAAAGCGUUGCGGGGUCAAAGACGUCUUCUGUUUUGUCAAAUACGAGCUGGUGAGUGAGCUCCGGCGCAGAGCGUCCUACCGGGCCAAGAGAGGCGAAAGGUCGAGCUCGGGGGUGUGCACCGGCAACUGCACCUCAUCAUCUUCUUCCUCCUCGCACGCCACCCACAACAGACAACCAGAGCCUUCCACGCCUCCUGGAAGCUCCCGCCUUCGCCCGGCACCUCUCAAACGGAGCGUUCUCUCCGAUCCGUUGUCACCCAGAGAGGAGUCUGGACAGCACCAGUCUCCGGGCCGGGACAAGAACAAAAGCCAGAUGGUCAUGGCGACUGCCAUUGAAAUCUGUGUGUGACCACACUUGAUGGCUUUUCACAGGGAAAGAAAUGUGUGAAGGGACUCCUGGUAAUGAAAUCUGUGUGGGACCAUACUUGAUGGCCUUCCACAGUAAUGGCGAGGUGUGAAGGGACUCCAGGUAAUAAAGAGAAGCUCCGAAUCAGUCACCAUCAAGCAGGUUGGACCUGGACUGUCUAUUUUAGGGCCACGGCCAAAGAAGGAUGAAGAUCUUCUGCAGACUUGAAAGCACAUUCCUGACAAGCGUUUUAUCAGUCGACACAACAUGGUGGUGCUAAGAUCACAUGAUACAUGACCAGGACUCCUCCUCACAGGGGUGUCCAAAGUGCGGCCCGGGGUCCAAUUUUUUUUCUUCUAUUGCCACUGGACAGAUUGUAAAAUUAAAACAUUCAUUCAUUGUUAGAUAUGUUCUUAGUAGUGCUGUUACACGAUUCUUUUUUUUAAAUUUACAGCACCUUUAAGUUUGGAUUAAUCAUGAUUAAUCACAUGUUUUACCCGCUAGCAUAAUUUCAAUGAAUUUACGAAUGCAUUUUAAUUUAAAAAAGACCACAACAUUUGGACACAAAUGUAUUGUUGCAAAAGAUUAUUAUUCCUCUUCUAUACAUACAUCCAAUCUUUCAGAAGCUCAAGAUUGGAUCGGAUUUCCAUUCUUGGGGUGAUGAUUCGGUUCAGAAUCGAGUCUCAAUUUAACACUUAGACUUACACAAACUUUAUUGAUCCACAAGGGAAAUUGUUCAACACAGUAGCUCAGUUACAAAGGAUGGAAAGGGUAAGGUUGGAAAGGAAAAUGCAGGUAUAAAGUAGACUAAAGAUGUACCAUAGUAGCAAUAUAAAAUAUAACAUAUAUGUGGCCUAUAUCAGUGGCCUAGUGGUUAGAGUGUCCGCCCUGAGAUCGGUAGGUUGUGAGUUCAAACCCCGGCCGAGUCAUACCAAAGACUAUAAAAAUGGGACCCAUUACCUCCCUGCUUGGCACUCAGCAUCAAGGGUUGGAAUUGGGGGUUAAAUCACCAAAAUGAUUCCCGGGCGCGGCCACCGCUGCUGCCCACUGCUCCCCUCACCUCCCAGGGGGUGAUCAAGGGUGAUGGGUCAAAUGCAGAGAAUAAUCUCGCCACACCUAGUGUGUGUGUGACAAUCAUUGGUACUUUAACUUUAACUUUUUUAAUAUAAACAUAUUAUAUAUACAUUAUAUAAUAUAUACUGAUAUAUUAUAUUAUUAUAUUAUAUUAUAUUUGUAUAUAAUAUAUACAAUAUAUAACAAAUCCCAAUUACCAUGUACAAUAUUACAGGAUAUGUAACAGCUGCAGCAAAAAAAACAACAACACAAUUCUUGAUUCCAACCUAUUCUCGCAAUGUAUUAUUUGGCAUACUUAUUAAUAGUAAUAAAAACUUUUCAAACGAGGUUACAGGUUACGUAACUUCCUUUUACAGGUAAAAUAACUUCCUUUUGGUUGCUGACGUAUAAGCACAGCUUAUGAGUAUUUUUUUAAAUUGAUUCUUUAAAAAAAACAAAAACAUUUUUUUAUCGAUUUUUUAAAAUUUUGAAUCUAUUUGGAAUCAGAAUAAAUAAGGGUAACACUUUAGUAUGGGGAACAUAUUAUAAGUAGCAAAUACUUAAUUUAGAGUUAUUUGGACACUACUGAAACAUAUUCUAAGUAAUGAAGACUUAAUUUAGAGUUAUUUGGUUAGGGUUAGGGUUAUUUGGUUAGGGUUAACACUUUAGUAUGGGGAACUUAUUCACCAUUAAUUAGUUGCUUAUUAACAUGCAAAUUAGGAACAUAUUUGUCAGGGUAUAUUGGUGACGAACCCCAAGAUGCAGAGAUGACGGCAGGCAUUGAGCGAGAAAACAUGAUUUAAUUUAACACUAUCGCAAAAAAACAAACAAAAGGGUACAAACAAAAGGCGCGCACAAGGCGGAGAACAAACUUGGCUAUGAACUAAAAUAGCAUAAAGGCUAACUGUCGACAAGAAACAAAAACACUUACCGUGACACGAAGGAACUAUGACAUGAGCAGAGUGAACAAAAGUAGACAGAGCUACAACGACAAGUAUUAUGAUAGGUAGUAGUGACAUCGACCAUGACAAUAAUCCAGCACUGACUGGAGGGGAAGGCAGGUUUAAAUAGCAGCUGGCUGAUUGACACCAGGUGUGGCCAGGUGCCAAUCAAUCACAGCUAAGGGGACAGUACUCAGAGAGAACAACAGGAAACUGAACCAAAAUAAGAGUGCUGACAGGAAAUAAAACAAACACAGAGGAAAAACUAAAACUGAACCAAACUCUCAGGGACAAGCCUGACAAUAUUGGCUCUUAACUAGUCAUUAUUAAGUACUUAUUAAUGUUUCCCAUACUAAAGUGUUACCUAAAUGUAGUCAUUAUUAAGUACUUAUUAAUGUUCCCUAUACUAAAGUGCUACCUAAAUAAGAUUAUUUUAUAGCAUCCCCAAUGAUUAAUGCAAUAUAUUUUUGGAAAUAAUCGCAUGAUUUGCCUGCUCAGUGGCCUUGUGGUUAGAGUGUCCGCCCUGAGAUCGGUAGGUCGUGAGUUCAAACCCCGGCCGAGUCAUACCAAAGACUAGAAAAAUGGAACCCAUUACCUCUCUGCUUGGCACUCAGCAUCAAGGGUUGGAAUUGGAGGUUAAAUCACCAAAAUGAUUCCCGGGCGCGGCCACCUCUCACCUCCCAGUGGGUGGAACAAGGGGAUGGGUCAAAUGCAGAGAGUAAUUUCACCACACCGAGUGUGCGUGCGACUAUCAGUGGUACUUUGAUUUAAGUUUUUAUUUCCGACAGCCCAAGUUAUUACAUAUUACACUAAUUCUCUUUGUCACCUAUAACACAAAGCUAACGUGGAUGUUUUGUCCAGCUUGCUUAGAUAGUACACCAGUUUUCUUUUAGCAUAUUUAAUGUACAAAAUGUAUGAAAGUGCCCCCCCCCGUUCAGCCAAUUGACGGGCCCUGGCUGGACAAAAGUUUGGACACCCCUGAUCAAAGACAUCCGGUGCGUUCCCAACAAAAAAAGUAGCAGAUCGUAAGGGACAUGUUGUCAUGUAGACUAAAAGACUCACCUCAGGACCCUCCAGUGGAUCACUUCCUGUUUUGUUAGAAUCCAUUCCAGUAAAUCUAUUGUGUUGGACUGCUGGGACUGUACAUUGUUACAGCACAAUGUACAAUGUUCUACUUGUGAGUGUGUGUGUUUCCAACACUGAAAAAGCACAAGAUGUUUUUAAAGGGUACUCAAUAUUGUAGAUAGAUUUGGUAUUUAAAAAAAAAAAGUGCUCUGUACUAUCAGGUAGUUCGACGAUGUAGCUGUAUCUCUUUUGCUAAAAUCAGGGGUUUUAGGUCACUUGUCAGGUCACUGCAAUGUAUGUAGCAACUCAACAUGACAUGGCAGAAUGUACAGUAUAGAGAAUAUUAUUACAGCCUAUGAUGACGUUUCAAUGCCGUAGCUGCUACGUUUCCUUCUACUUUGCUCUGUUUAGCUGAAUUAGUGGUCAUGAAGUGGCCAAAUUGGUUGGUUGACAGACAGAAUGAAUCACUGUAGUAUUAAUGUUGGCGUUUAUGUUGUAAAAUGGUUCAGUGGUGCACUUUGGUACAAUUUCUGGCACCACUGAUCGGUACAGUUGAGGAGGCUUUUUAACAAAACAAUUGAUACCCUUUAAACGUGUACCGUAAAUGGAAAGCUGUAGUAUAUGUUCUCAUCAGCUAGUUAAAGGGGAACAUUAUCACAAUUUCAGAAGGGUUAAAACCCAUUAAAAAUCAGUUCCCAGUGGCUUAUUUUAUUUUUCGAAUUUUUUUUUCAAAAUUUUACCCAUCACGCAAUAUCCCUAAAAGAAGCUUCAAAGUGCCUGAUUUUAACCAUCGUUAUAUACACCCGUCCAUUUUCCUGUGACGUCACACAGUGAUGCCAAUACAAACAAACAUGGCGGAUAGAACAGCAAGGUAUAGCGACAUUAGCUCGGAUUUCAGCGGCUUAAGCGAUUCAACAGAUUACGCAUGUAUUGAAACGGAUGGUUGUAGUGUGGAGGCAGGUAGCGAAAACGAA
Nerophis lumbriciformis (worm pipefish) is the source of this 5937-nucleotide messenger RNA. It is a transcript of the gene sbk1, whose product is annotated as SH3 domain binding kinase 1. Gene Ontology annotation, biological process: protein phosphorylation. Gene Ontology annotation, molecular function: protein serine/threonine kinase activity; ATP binding. The record is from RefSeq and is a predicted model, not a curated record. NCBI's taxonomy places the organism in Eukaryota, Metazoa, Chordata, Actinopteri, Syngnathiformes, Syngnathidae.